AUGAGUUUUUGUUUGAUUAACACUAUACGAUCGUCCUUUAAAUAUAACUCACCUACAUAUUCUACAGUUAAAAAAAUGUCCAAUUAUAAAAUUCUCGAAUCUGAUUUCUUAAAACCUGAUCUCGAUGACAGAUCAUAUAGAUACAUUCAAUUGCCAAAUAACUUAAAAGCAUUACUAAUACAUGAUUCGACCACAGAUAAAGCUGCCGCCGCCUUAGAUGUUCACAUUGGUGCAUUCGAAGAUCCAGAAAAUCUGCCUGGUCUGGCUCAUUUCUGUGAACAUUUAUUAUUUAUGGGUUCUAAAAAAUUCCCUGAUGAAAAUGAAUAUUCCAGUUAUUUAAGUAAACAUGGAGGUUCUUCAAAUGCAUAUACUGGUGCCCAAAAUACCAAUUAUUACUUUGAAAUCAAUCAUCAACAUCUACAUGGUGCUUUGGAUAGAUUCUCUGGAUUUUUUACUGGUCCCUUAUUCAAUAAGAAUUCAACCGAUAAAGAAAUUAACGCUGUUGACUCAGAGAAUAAGAAAAACUUGCAAAAUGAUUUAUGGAGAUUAUAUCAAUUAGAUAAAUCUUUGACUAACAUCAAACAUCCUUAUCACAAAUUCUCUACAGGUAAUUUAGUCACUUUAGGCGAUAACCCCAAAAAUCUAGGAUUAAACAUUAGAGACGAAUUAUUAAAAUUUUAUAACAAGUCAUAUUCUGCAAACUUAAUGAAACUUUGUAUCUUAGGUAGAGAAGAUUUAGAUACUUUAUCUAAUUGGGCUUAUACAUUAUUUAAAGACGUCAAGACCACUGACCGUGAUUUGCCAGAAUACAAUGAACCAAUACUAAAACCCUCCUAUCUUCAAAAGAUUAUUCAGGUUAAGCCUGUUAAAGAAUUAAGGAAAUUAGAGAUUACAUUUGUAGUGCCUGAUUGCGACCAACAUUGGAAAUCACAACCACCUCAUAUCUUAUCUCAUUUAAUUGGCCAUGAGGGUUCUGGUUCCUUAUUGGCACAUUUGAAAGAAUUGGGCUAUGCUAACGAAUUAUCUGCUGGUGGACACACUGUAUCUAAAGAUAAUGCGUUUUUUUCAAUUGAUAUUGAUCUAACUAAGGCUGGAUUGGAGAACUAUACUAAGGUGAUAUAUAAUGUUUUCCAGUACAUUGAAAUGUUAAAAGAAGAAUUACCAAAGGAUUGGGUAUUUAACGAAUUACAAGAAAUCUCAAAUGCCUGUUUCAAAUUUAAACAAAAGGGAAACCCUUCUAAUACAGUAUCAACUUUGGCUAAAGCUUUAGAGAAGGAAUAUAUCCCAGUGAAUAGAAUCUUAAGUACCAAUUUAUUAAUUGAAAAUGAACCUGAUCUAGUUGUCAAUUAUGUUAAUUCCAUGACUUUGGAAAACUCCAGAAUUACCUUAAUAUCAAAGGAUCUUGAGACUGAUUCUAAAGAAAAAUGGUAUGGCACAGAUUACAAAAUCGUUGAUUACCCUGAUGCAUUAGUGAAAAAAAUCAAAAAUGUUGGAUUAAAUGACAAUUUGAAAUUACCACGUCAAAAUGAAUUCAUAGCUACAAACUUUGAGGUUGAUAAGAAUAAAGAUCCAGCAUUACCAAAAGAACCUCUAGAAGAACCCUUAUUAGUCAAAGAUAACAAUUUUGGCAAAAUCUGGUACAAAAAGGAUGAUAGAUUUUGGCAACCAAGAGGUUACAUCUACAUAUCUUUAAAAUUACCUAACACACAGUCAUGCCUUUUGAAUAGUAUGCUUGCCACUUUAUAUGUCCAAUUGGUCAAUGAUUCAUUAAAAGAUUUACAAUAUGAUGCAUCUUGUGCCAAUUCGCAUGUCUCAUUUUCAAAAACUAAUCAAGGUUUAGAUUUAACAAUUUAUGGGUUCAAUGAUAAAUUAUACGUAAUAUUACAAGAAUUCUUAUAUGGUAUUAAACAUUUCACACCAAAGGAAAUCCGCUUUGAUAUUUUCAAAGACAAAACGAUACAGAAUCUUCAAAAUCUGAUGUAUGAAGUUCCGUAUUCUCAAAUAUCCCCAUUUUAUAAUGCAAUAAUCAAUGAAAAGUCAUGGACUAUUGAAGACAAACUAAAUGUAGUUAAAAAUUUGACUUUUGAGCAAUUAACUAAAUUCAUUCCAAAUAUGUUUGAAGAAGUAUACUCUGAAAUUUUGGUGCAUGGUAACUUCAAAUAUAAUGAAGUUAAAGAUGUUGAAAACAUUGCUACAUCGAUAUUCAAGGGAAAACAGUCCUUAGAUACACAAGGUCAAAACAGAAGAUUAAGAUCAUAUCUAAUACCUAAGGGAUCAACAUUCAGGUAUGAAACUUUACUAAAAGACAAGAAAAAUGUUAAUUCUUGUAUUCAACAUGUUGUUCAGGUUGAUGUUUACACUGAAGAGUUAUCUGCAAAGAGUGGGUUAUUUGCACAAAUGCUUCAUGAACCAUGUUUUGAUACAUUGAGAACAAAAGAGCAGUUAGGUUAUGUAGUUUUCAGUUCAAGUCUAAAUAACCAUGGUACUUCCAACAUUCGUAUCUUAGUUCAAUCAGAACAUACAACCCCAUAUCUGGAAUGGAGAAUUGACAACUUCUACCAACAAUUUGGCAAAACCUUGAAAGCAAUGAGUGAAACUGAUUUUAAUAAACAUAAAGAUGCUCUAUGUAAAAGUCUUUUACAGAAAUACAAAAAUAUGAAUGAAGAAAGUUCACGUUAUGCAGCUGCUAUAUAUUUGGGUGAUUACAACUUUACUCAUCGUCAAAGAAAAGCUGCAUUAGUAGCCAAGUUGACUAAAGAAGAAAUGAUCGAAUUCUUCAACACCUAUAUUAUCGGACCAGAUGCUGCCAAAAUAGUUGUUCAUUUACAAUCUCAGAUACAAGCAAAGGACAUCGACGAAGGUGAAUUAAACACCUCUAGAUAUCCUUCUGGUAAAUUAAUUGAAAACAUUGGCGAAUUUAAAUCUGGAUUAUGCACUGCACCAAUCCGUCAACCGGUUAAAAAUUUCCGUCUCUACGAGGGACAAGACUCUGUGUAA
Molecule: messenger RNA, 2997 nt
Organism: Arxiozyma heterogenica
Lineage: Eukaryota; Fungi; Ascomycota; Saccharomycetes; Saccharomycetales; Saccharomycetaceae
Gene: STE23
Product: metalloendopeptidase
Exons: 1
Coding region: 1-2997 (998 amino acids)
Biological process (GO): peptide catabolic process
Cellular component (GO): mitochondrion; cytosol
Molecular function (GO): metalloendopeptidase activity; metal ion binding
Source: RefSeq, a predicted model, not a curated record